AUGGAACCUCAAGGCCCAGCUCCGCCUCCACUUCUUCGGGCAGUUACCAGCUCAACUAGACCGCUGUACCAGCUUCUCAAAUCGAUCAAUUUCACGAACAAGGUACAUGUCGAGAUCACAGAGAACGGCCUGAGGUUCGCGGCCGACCAUGCUCGCGUAAUGCAAGGAGUUGCUCACUGGAGUCGAUCCCUUUUCACCAGUUACACUGCCCAUCUGACUCGGACACCUACCCGAGUAGAGGACGCCCAAGAGGGGGAUGAUGAGGUAGCUGAGCCCAUCAUUCCAACCUUCCAAAUUUCCCUCCCCGCCCUUCUCGAAACUCUGCAGAUAUUCGGCGCCGCCGACGCGGCCGCCCGCCAGGCAAGAGCGGAUGUGGACCCCUACCGCAGCAACCUACGCAACUACCGCUCCGAUGCUUUCAGCAACCACACGCUGGGCAUGUCCGGCACCUGCACGCUGUCGUACCCUCAAAAGGGUGACCCUUUCAGCAUUAUUCUUGACGAAAACGGCGUUAGCACCACCUGCAACCUGACUACGUACAUCACCGAACACGCCAAUGGCAGCGGAGAAGACGACGGUGACUACAAUGACAACGAUAUACCCUUUGACAAGGAGGACCUCUCCUUCAAGAUCAUCACGCACGCGCGGUGGCUGCUUGACGCGCUCGCGGAACUGGCGCCUGCCGCACCCGAGAAGCUCACCAUUGCCGCCACCAAGACGGAGCCCUAUCUCCGGCUGACUACCGCCAGCGGGCCGCUCGGCUCCAGCACGGUCGACUUUGCUAAGGGCCGGGACCUGCUCGAGACGUUUGCUGUCCGCCGGCGGUGGGCCCAGACGUUCAAGUUCGACAUGAUCCGCUCCGCUACCGAGGCCAUGCGCAUCGCGAGCAAGGUCAGCUUGCGGGGCGACGGGCAGGGGGUCCUGAGCAUGCAGUUCAUGGUGGAAGUGGAGGGGCGUGAGCCGAGUUUCCUGGACUUUAGGUUUGUACCAUACGCUGUUUGCGAGGACGACGAGAUGGGGGAGGUGGGUGAGGAGAGCGAGGGUGAGGGUGAGGGAGAAGAGGAAGAAGGGUAG
Canariomyces notabilis is the source of this 1074-nucleotide messenger RNA. Its product is annotated as Rad1-domain-containing protein. Gene Ontology annotation, biological process: DNA damage checkpoint signaling; DNA repair. The transcript has 2 exons. Lineage: Eukaryota; Fungi; Ascomycota; Sordariomycetes; Sordariales; Chaetomiaceae. The record is from RefSeq and is a predicted model, not a curated record. Gene Ontology annotation, cellular component: checkpoint clamp complex. Bases 1 to 1074 code for a protein of 357 amino acids.